CGGAAAAUAAAGGUUCCGCUUCCGGAAGCGGUCGAAGACGCUCGCGAGCACCGAAGAAGACGACCGAGGAUGUCACGAACCCAUGCACGAACCCGAGGCUGAAUUAAAAUCUGUUUCUAUGCUGGUUUCCACUUCGAGAGGACAACUGCACGACAUAUCUGUCUGAGAAGAAGAAAGAAGAAGAGGGUGUUCCUGCAGGUUCUAGUCCACUCUGGUCGUCUCCGUUUUUCUACUGCGCAGCGUUGAGGCACCUGCUGUGUAAAGUUAUCCCAGCCUGUAUUACUGCCUGCUCUUGGGGUGGCAGUGAACUAACGUGAGGAGCGGAGAGAUGGACCAGAACAACAGUAUAUCAGCCUUCCAGGGGCUGGCCUCCCCUCAGGGUGCCAUGACCCCAGGCAUGCCAAUCUUCAGUCCCAUGAUGCCAUAUGGCUCAGGCCUGACACCCCAGCCAGUCCAAAACACCAACAGUCUGUCUAUACUGGAGGAACAGCAGAGGCAACAACAACAGCAGCAGCAGCAGCAACAGCAACAACAGGCGCAGCAGGCUAAUACAGGCCUUCCAGGUACGUCGGGGCAGACCCCUCAGCUUUUCCAUUCCCAGGCAGUAGCAGGCUCGACCACCACAGCGCUACCAGGGAACACCCCACUCUACAGCACCCCGCUGACUCCCAUGACCCCUAUCACACCGGCCACACCAGCCUCCGAGAGCUCUGGAAUAGUACCGCAGCUACAAAAUAUUGUAUCUACCGUAAAUCUGGGCUGUAAACUGGACUUGAAGACCAUCGCCCUGAGAGCCAGGAAUGCCGAGUACAACCCAAAGCGUUUUGCUGCCGUCAUCAUGAGAAUACGAGAACCCAGGACCACUGCCCUCAUCUUCAGCUCUGGAAAGAUGGUCUGCACUGGAGCCAAGAGUGAGGAGCAGUCCAGAUUAGCAGCCAGAAAGUAUGCUCGUGUGGUUCAGAAGCUCGGUUUUCCUGCCAAGUUCCUGGACUUCAAGAUUCAGAACAUGGUGGGCAGCUGCGACGUGAAGUUCCCCAUCCGGCUGGAGGGAUUAGUUCUCACACAUCAACAGUUCAGCAGUUAUGAACCGGAGCUCUUUCCAGGGCUAAUUUACAGAAUGAUCAAACCCAGAAUUGUCCUGCUCAUCUUUGUUUCUGGGAAAGUUGUACUCACAGGUGCCAAGGUGAGAGCAGAGAUCUACGAAGCGUUUGAAAAUAUCUACCCCAUCCUGAAAGGCUUCCGCAAGACAACGUAGGACCUGUAGUUCCUUCUUUUACCAUCUCCCCUACCCCGUCUCUUUUUACUUUUUUUUUUUUAAAUUCACAUGGAAGUGUCAUCUAUAUGUUGACCUCUACAAGUGGGACUCCUGUAAGGGCUGUUGUACAGGGAUGUGAUUUAGUCACUUUUUUUUUUUUUUUAACUUUUUGUCCCUCUGGUGUUUCAGAUUUUUUGGAAAAACAAGCUUUUUAAAAGUCUGUUUUGUGUGUUCUGAUCACACGUGAUUGUAUAUUUAAAACUCAAUCCUUUCCAUUUAUUUCCAGCUGUUUCAGUUGAUGCCCAGUCUUUCAGUUUUUUUGUUUUUUGUUUUUUUUUGUCCCACUCACAUCCCUGAUUGUACAUAAGAUUGUAAGAAAAUGUAAAAAUUGCUGACUGGUAAGGAGGCGGUCUGACUGGGACUGUUGCUGUUUUUAUUUCACACAGUUUUAAAUAGUUUUGUACAUUGCAUUUUUAGUAAAUGUCUGCUCACUCUCCCAGUUAUAUAAAGAUGUGUUCGGGUCUAUCAGGCCCACAUUCCUAUUACAGUAUUUGCAAAGAUUUUAGUUUCUCAAGACUGCUCAUCUCAAACCAAAUCAGUCUGCUUUUUGAGAGUUUUAUCCUUAUACGAUGUACAUUUAAAUCAACUGGAUCUGGGUUCAGCGUAGUCCUAAUUUCAUAAAUGUUGGAGAUGGAUUUCUCUUUAAAUUAAAAAAAAAAAAAAUGUCAACCUGACACAUAGUAUAGUCCAGUCUGUUAAACAGUCUGCAGUCACAAGUUGGAUGCUCUUAAAUUUUGAAUUGACAGAAGUUAAACUAAACUGAUCCAAGUCCUGCUGCUGAAGUUGUCAUCAAGUUGUUGGUUGGUUCCACAAGGUUUGUGUCACUCAGUUUUGGUUUCUAAUACAUUUGUACUUAAAUCUCUGGCAGGGGUGGAGUCUGUAAAAAGAAUAUUCUAUAGAAACAGUUCACAUGUUGCAAUUUCUGAGAGAAAUAUUUCAAUGGUUACAUUUUUAUAUAUGUAUAUAUUAAUUUUUUUAAUUUUUUUUAUUAUUAUUAUUAUUAUUAUUUUUAAAUUUCAAUUCUAAUGAAGUGAGUCCAGCCUUAAAGGGAACGAUGAUCUGAAACUUUUGGAGCUAACAGGACAUCUUGUCUGUAAGAGCAGUCAGGAUCAGAAAUUUAAACAAAUUCAGCCGCAACUAAAAUGGGAAGAAGACACACUUACUCUUAGGUGAAGGAAGAGGCUGACUACUUUAUCUUUAAUUCACAUUCUGCAUCUGAAAUUCAUUAGCACUAAAAGAUACAAUGUAUCAUGUUGCCAUGUUUAUGUAUUAUUUUAAAGUUUUUCUAUGUAUUUUUUGGCCAUUUAAAACUAUAUGUAAAAGUUUUCUUUUGAGGAAUUAUUUCUGAGCGUAGACAAAUGUGAAUCCGUCUUGCUUGCCCAUGCUGUUUGCUCAGCUGCACACUUGGCCAAAAAUCUACAUUUAAUUGAGUUUAAAUUUUGGGCACUUGUUGGUGUGUGUGUGUCACACAGGCAGUUUCAACUGGACACAUCCUUGAUAAAAACGUAAAAGUUAAGCAAAUAACCAAUUCAGAAUGUUGGCUUUACAAUGCAUCUGUUUUCACCACCCGUGUGUCUGCCACCCUAUGUCUGUCUGGACAACACAACUGGAGAAGAGAUCUGGUUAAAUACUAUUCUACCCCUAAUAUCUAGAAAUUCAUUUCUGUGAUUCUGAGCAGUGGCCAUGCAGAGAACCAGGAAGCCCUAUCACAUUUAAAUGUAAUUCUGCUUCUUCUGAAAUUGUUAAUGUGCUGCACUGUGCAUUAAUAAAUGUGUACAUACUGACUCUCUUGUUAAA
This is a messenger RNA of Xiphias gladius (swordfish), 3112 nucleotides long. RefSeq names its product TATA box binding protein (gene tbp). The record is from RefSeq and is a predicted model, not a curated record. Gene Ontology annotation, molecular function: DNA binding; RNA polymerase II general transcription initiation factor activity. The coding region runs from base 329 to 1255 and encodes 308 amino acids. Gene Ontology annotation, biological process: DNA-templated transcription initiation. NCBI's taxonomy places the organism in Eukaryota, Metazoa, Chordata, Actinopteri, Istiophoriformes, Xiphiidae. The transcript has 9 exons.